AUGGCCCAAUUACCAGAACACCUCAAAACCUCCGUCGAAGCCACUAAGGCGCACUACAAACGCCUAGGAAACUCCGGUCUCCGCGUCUCAGUCCCAAUCCUGGGCGCCAUGUCCAUCGGCUCCUCCAAAUGGCAAAACUGGGUUCUAGACGAAGAUAAAGCCCUCCCGCUUCUCAAAGCUGCCUAUGACAGAGGUAUCAACACCUGGGAUACAGCAAAUACCUAUUCCAACGGGCACUCCGAGCUCGUAAUCGCCAAAGCCAUAAAACAAUACCAAAUCCCAAGACACAAGAUCGUCAUUCUCACAAAAUCUUGGGGUCACGUACUAGAUACCCCCGAAGGUCCAGCGUGGUUAUUCGGGGAUGCGUUGGAUAAAUCCAAAGAUUUCAUCAACCAAGGUGGAUCGUCCAGAGCUGCUAUUUUUAAUCAAGUGGAGAGUUCGUUGAAGAGGUUGGAGACGGAUUAUAUCGAUUUAUUGCAGGUUCAUAGGUUUGAUUAUGAUACCCCCAUUGAGGAGACCAUGAAGGCUUUGCAUGAUUUGGUGCAGAGUGGGAAGGUUAGGUAUAUCGGGGCUAGUAGUAUGUGGGCUACGCAGUUUGCGAGGAUGCAGUUUGUGGCUGAGAAGAAUGGGUGGACAAAGUUUGUGAGCAUGCAGAAUCAAUAUAGUUUGUUGUAUAGAGAGGAGGAGAGAGAGAUGAAUCGUUUCUGUAAUGACACCGGCGUCGGUCUAAUCCCAUGGGCCCCUCUUGCUCGUGGCCAUCUCGCUCGUCAACCAGAAGAUUUUGGCGCAACCGACCGCUCCGCCUCAGAAAAGAAAUUAAGUCACCUACCAUUCCUUAGAAUAGGAUCGGAAGAAGUAGAUAAGGAAAUCGUCAAGAGAGUCAAAGAAAUCGCUGACAAGAAAGGGUGGAAGAUGAGCCACGUGGCUUUGGCUUGGAUCAACAAGCGCAUUUCGGCACCUAUCAUUGGCUUCAGCAGCGUCGAGAGAAUCGAUGAGGCUCUUGAGGCUAAUGGAAAAGAGUUGACGGCUGAGGAGGAAAAGUACUUGGAGGAGUUGUAUAUUGAUAGAGCCGUUACUGGAUUUACUUAG
Messenger RNA from Orbilia oligospora ATCC 24927, 1089 nucleotides. RefSeq lists its product as uncharacterized. Lineage: Eukaryota; Fungi; Ascomycota; Orbiliomycetes; Orbiliales; Orbiliaceae. The transcript has 2 exons. The record is from RefSeq and is a predicted model, not a curated record. The coding region runs from base 1 to 1089 and encodes 362 amino acids.